CUACGGCCGCCCCUUUCUCACGGCUGUUUCGCCCACGAUUUUGACACUUAUCAGGAUACUUAUCAGGACCCAAGCCAAGCCGAAUGGAAUUACACUACAACGUACUUGCUGGCAAACCAUGCCAUCCAUGCUAACAAUUGAUCCCUGUGCCGAACCGGGGGUAUUAGGGGAGGGAGACCGCAAGUUGCAGGUGAACCAGCAAGAGGAACAGGGCGGUGGGAAUUCCCGUUACCGGCAGCCGGCUCGCCUCCCCAAAAGUCCAGUUACAUAUACUAGUAUGAUCCCAUCAGUUGUCAAUUUUGUCACUUCAGUCGUUCCGCAGAUCACCCUGGGUAGUUCGGCCACGGGGCAAGCUGCGACAGCGAUCCGAUCAGCACACCUCUCUUACGGUGGUUGGUUGCCGGCUGCUCCUUGCCGCCGCAUAGGCAGCGGCCGCGUUGGUGGUGGUGCCGUCCUUAUUUAUGGUUUUUCGGGUUUAUUCCUGUUUUUUGCUCUCGAGUCUUUCCGUUCAAUAACGCAGUAUUUAUUCUUAUUUAGCACCUACCAAGCGACCCCAUCGACUGCGGAGUAUUUUCACACACUACGUAGGUGUACUGACACUACCAUCGCAGUACACGUACACUAUGGAGACGCUGGCUCGAGUUGCCGCAUUGGCUGUGGACUCUUGACGCUUGAGUGGAUGGGGCUAGUGGUCGCUCCCCCCAAGCUAAUAAAAUCGGGUUGCGCCUCCGCUUUGCCUUUGCCUGUGAUUCUCAUUCCGGUAUCAACCUCCCCCUGUAUCUGCCCCCCUCCCCCCUCCCCCUCGCGGACCCCUCCCUGUCUGCUGUUACAUACCUAAGAAUCUUGGACCGAAGCCGCACAUCUUGCCCUGUGCACCGACUCGCUCGAGCCACUUACUGGUAGGUACUUACCGACCUAUGUAAUGUCAGGCUGUUAGCUACCCACCUAAGGUACCCUACCUGCCUGCCUCCCUCUCCCACCGAACCCACUGUGUUUUGUUAUUGUUGUUGCUGCUGCUACGAC
Phialemonium atrogriseum is the source of this 1023-nucleotide messenger RNA. RefSeq lists its product as uncharacterized. Lineage: Eukaryota; Fungi; Ascomycota; Sordariomycetes; Cephalothecales; Cephalothecaceae. The transcript has a single exon. The record is from RefSeq and is a predicted model, not a curated record. The coding region runs from base 119 to 838 and encodes 239 amino acids.